AUGGCUGGAACUUGGGAUUUCGGGGCAGAGCCGCGAGGCAAUACACAUGAACACACGAUACCUGUAGUGGGAAGAGCGGCUAUCUGGAUGGUUUUCAAGAUGACACCGUCUUGCGCCAACGAGUAUGAUGAGAGAGAGGAGGAGGAGGACGGAAGGGUUGGAACGGGAUGGGUGAAAAGGGACCGAAAAGUGCUGGAAACGCGUGUCUUACAAUGUUGCCUCACGGCAUCUUUGUUCAUCUAG
This is a messenger RNA of Colletotrichum lupini, 243 nucleotides long. RefSeq lists its product as uncharacterized. The transcript is spliced from 2 exons. NCBI's taxonomy places the organism in Eukaryota, Fungi, Ascomycota, Sordariomycetes, Glomerellales, Glomerellaceae. Bases 1 to 243 code for a protein of 80 amino acids. The record is from RefSeq and is a predicted model, not a curated record.